GCGUCCUGUUUAAACGAAAACAGGACGGAUCCCGCCACAACUUCUACCGAUCAAAAUGCCAAUAUUACCCUUGAAGAUUGUAUGUGCCCUAUAUGCCUAAGCAUUCUUAUUGAACCAGUCUCCCUACCCUGCAAACAUGUACUUUGUAUGCCCUGUUUCCGUUCAAAUAUCGAGGAAUCGAGUAUGUGUUGUCCGAUGUGUCGAGUUCGGAUCGCAACUUGGAGUAGACAAGCUUCACGCAAAAAAUGCCUUGUCGACGAAAAGCGGUGGCAGCAAAUCAAAACUCUGUUUCCAGACCAUGUACAGAAGCGUUUAGAUGGAACUGAUGAUACUGAUGAAGAUCUAAGAGCAUCCAGUAGAGCCAGUAGUUGCCUUAGGUUAGCCGAGCCGGGAGAGAUCAGGAAAGAAUAUGAAAAGGAACUGAAAAAGGUUGCCGAAGAAGAAGAAGCGAGAAAACAAGCCGAGCUUGAGGCUAGUGAAACACUGGUACGUAAACUGCAGGAAGAAGAACUACGGAAGGUGAACAAGUGGCAGAAUGAAAAAGCAAAUGCUGAGCAGACGGAUGAAGAGUUGGCUAGGCAGCUGGAGGAGGCACUCAGAAAGGAAGUUGUUUCACCUCCUGGAGUCCGUACAACUCGCCAUCGACCGCCUACACUUCUAGAUAAAUUCGUCAGUCGAAGCAGGAGACCAUCCAGCUGUGAUACGAGCCCUCAAGUACAAAGUGCCAAACCUGCCCUAAGGCCUAGUAGUGCCAGCCUCUUCUUUCCUUGCUCAAAAUCUCGAACUAAACCUAAGAGUCAGAUUCGCCAGGAGAAAUGUGCCACUGCUGGCACCAGUGAUGCAGGACAUUUUUUAGAGACUUCUUCCAGUAAUGUUGUUGUAGACUCUCAGCAGCCAAGUACUAGUGCAGCCUAUAGCGAUAUGCAAAAACCACCCGGUUCUGGCGGACUUGGGGAAACCUGCCUGCCAGGUAGGAAUGUUGUUAAAUCGAGUGCCAAAAUGUCCAGUGAAAAUUUUGUGACCGCUCCAAAUGUGUUUGAAUACCUGCAAGGUGUCGUGCCCAUUGAAAAAAGUAUGGAGUCUGACACUGGUUUAAUCAAUGUUGAAGGCAAACUAUGCAUUGCUGGCGACAAAGAAAAACUCUUGGGAAGGCAACCAGCCAAGUCGUUUGGUUCUGGUGCAUCUCGGUUAGAUCUCCAAAAGACCUGUGCUAAUCUAGCUGAACACAUUUUCAAGUCAAGUGCUGUCUUUCCUGGCGAAGACUUCCAGAACCUCUAUCCACAUCUGACCAGCCCGCCUUCAAAUCGGUCAUCCUCGCUGUACAGUCCGCUGUUGAUUGAUGAGAGUAAAGUCAAGGAGCUGGACUCGCCAGUUCCCGAUGUGAUGUUGUCAUCAUGUGCUAACAUGUCUGAAGUAUCCGCUACAAAAUCGCCGAGCGUUCGUGAAGUGAUAGUUCUGAGUUCUGAUUCAGAGAUGAGUCGAGAGAGUUCCGUUGUUCCCAUCAUGUCGAUACCUGUCAUUAACAUCACUGACAGUAGUGAAAAUAAUACUCCAGUUCCGUCAAGUUCUGGGGCUGGUGCCUCUGGGGAUGCAAGCACGAAACAUUCCCUGCGUUCUUUGAGUGUAACAGUAGAAAGACUUCCCACCCCUUCUUUUGCCCUCCUGCACCAGUCAUCCGAAGAUGAACCUUGUACGAGUUCCCAGGAAAAACGAAAACGUAGCAUGAGCGUCGAAAGUAGCGACAGUAUUUCACACGAGUUGGUUCAUUUUAAACCGAUUCAAAUUUGCCCACGGACUCCUCCAAAACGGCUUCCAAACGGUAAAGCAAUCAAACCUCCAUUUGUUGUUUGUACGCCGCUGAACUUGAAGAAACGAUUGUGCCAGUCUCCACCUUUACACUCAAUACCUCAGGCGUCGAUGGAAUUGAGUCCUGUCAUCAAGCGCCAGUUGCAAACUUUAGCUGCUGAACGUCUCCAACAAGUUCAGGUCCAUUCUAAAGGUAUUGAGACUGACGGUGAUCUAGUCCCACAUCCCUUGAGCCCGUCCCAACCCAGGACGAGUCUGUCGAAUUGUAAACCACCAGAGCCUGCGCUCACGCAAGCUUCUAAGAAACUGAACUUUGAUGGCAGCGGUGACAGUAGUGUUGGUGUCAAUAGACGACAUUUUGCACAAAUAGCUGAUUUUAUUGAGCAAAAUCGCAUGGAAAGCUUUACACUACCUGAGGACUUUAAUGUUGUGAAUACCACAUGUAUAACCAAAAAUCAUCAAGCGGACAGUGUUAAAAAUGAACCUCUAGUUGUGCAGGCAGAAAAGAUGGCGACGAAUAACUUUGAGGUGCCGAAAUGUGUUGAAAAUUCUGUAGAGAGUGUGAAGAAAAGUCCCGCUCGAGUUUAUAGUAUGCGUCGAAAUAAAAAACGGGUGAGGAAUUCUCAGGAGUGUUCUGCGGAGAGUGUGAAAAAGAAGAGUCUCGGCCAAGAUUCUCCAGGAACGCCCUCUGGCAUUCGCACGAUUGAGGACUGGAUUCGAAGUUCGCAAGAGAGACAGAAGAGUGAUCUGAAGAAUAUGAUCGAUACGGAACUGAGUACGACUUGUACGCCACCUAAGAAGCGUUUGCGUACUCGAGGUGCCAAUUAUUAUAAUGCAGACACAAAUGAUCGUUUGUGUACGGAAAAUAAUAGAAAAACUGACUUGAAAAUUAGGGGGUCACAUGGCGAUACCGUCCAAUAUGGAAAUGGGGAGAAAGUCACAACUGGUAAAUUAAAGAAAGUAAAACAGUCUAAAAGUCAGACAAAUUUAGAGUUUGCUCGCGAGCAACGACUCAAAUCUGAUUGCGAUUCUGAUUGCAGUUCUAUCGGAGAGCGGGUGGCUAAAAAUAGGAAAUGUAGAAAGACUCGUAGUAAUGUUGCAAAGGAGAAGAAAAAGCGGAAGUUCUCCGAGUUUGAACAAGCGUCUGAUGAGAUGUUUGGCAAGAAGUCGGGUGAUUCUGGCGCGGCUGAUUUAGCGGAUGAAGACGUCGAUUUGGAAACAAUGGACCGACGCUUGGCGUUAAAACUUCAGGAGCAGUUCAACUUCGAGGCCAAGAGCCAGGUUUCGAUGUACCGGUUGCGAGGGAGUAGCGAGGAGUAUUCAUUCCGUCGUAGAGCAAGGAGUUCGGCAACGAUAAAUAGCCAGGCUUCGUAGUUUAGUGCCUUCUGCAGUAGCAUUACAAAAUUGAAGUUGAAGGUCUGACUUUCUUCUAAGAAUAAUGUAUCAAUAUUAUAUAUGUAUGUGUUAAACAUUUUUACCCAUUUGACCUCUGUGACGUCAUCUCGAAAUCACUUGGAUGUUUCUGGGAGGUCGUCAGAAGUAUUCAGGUUUUAAUCACUUGAUGCCGAGGAUGACAGGAUGAUAUUGGAGGCCUCAUUAUAAAUCGCAUCACUCACAUAGCCUUGUCGGUCGAUUUGGCCAGUUUAAAUACUCUCCGCAGUGCAUUGUGGGUAUAUUUUGCACAAAAUAUGAUAAAAAAUUGAAAGUAUAAGGAAAAUUUCUCUAGUUUUAGGGUUGGUAUAAAGUAAUGGAUGUAAAUGAUAUUGGUAUCAAGUAUCAGGCAAGCAUUUUAAACAAAGUUUUAUUUUUGAUGAAACACGAGUCGAAAACGUUAUUCUAAUCUUCUAAAAAGAAGUAUCGGGGGCAUCAAAUAGGUUUCCAAGUAUGGCGGAUCCUACAAGCUGUUUCAAUCAAACCUGACAAAACUCGUAACCUCUUCUUUGGAGAGUGGUUUGUUGCCAACUAUUUAAAGAGGAGCAGCUAUUUCAACACAUUUUUGUUUUCUGGAGAUGCAUACUCGGUUUAAUUGAAGCAAUAUAUGGCAGUAUUUUUUGAGAGAAAUAGUUGUCAUUUCAUGUGUCAAAUUGAAUGGUGCUAUUCAGUCUUAGAUUCAUAAUAGAACAACAGCACAUGAACACUACAACUGGCAUCCGACAAGUGCUAGCUUCAUGCCGCUGUCAAUGCAUUUCUUGUACGACCCCUCCUCAGUGGUAAAAUGUACUUGCGACAUGACUUGUAAAUCUUGUGGUAAAGACAUGCCAUAGUGUGGUCAAGAAGGUCAUCACCCAUUGCCUAAGUUUAAUACUGGAUUCAAGUAAACACAUUGAUAUGUUGCAUCAAACAAGCAACAAAGAAAGGCAUUGAUGUCAGAAUGGCUACUCAUUUUAUGUUAAAUUUUCCAAGAUCUUCGCCAGUUGCCAGAGUUCUUAUAAUCUGCUGUUGAAAAAAAACCAAAGUGUACAUAGGAUUUUAAUUUGUUUCACUAAUAAUUGUUAAUAAUAUUAACUCAUCAACUACAUCAAUAUGUGUACAAGUAUGUAUUAUAUUGGUUACAGUCGCACUGUUACGCUUGGGGAGAUUUAUUAUUGGUUAAAUUUGUUGGGAGGUUUAACAGAGUUAUGCAGGACUUUUAAACUAAGCAGCUUGUUAAAGGAAUUGAACCAGCAACGGAGGGUGUGUGUUCAAAGAAAUUCAUACCCACUGUCAGUAUUGAUUGUCUCACCAAGUGCCACAAGAGUGGAGCUAAAUGGUAAGCCAAAGCUCGGGCAGCAGUUGAGGCUUUGGGCAAAAGAGCAGCUCCACCAGUAAAAGAGCAGCGUUUGGUAAAACUACCAGUACCAACACAGGUAUCAAUUUCUAUUCUGAAACCCCUCAGACUAAACAAUGAAGUGUGAUUUUGACUUCUGCCAUAUUUGACCCGACGAAUAAUCCAAUUAGUAUUGUAGGUUGUUGCAGCAAGAUUCCCUUGUUUGCGGGAGGCUUUGGUUUCUUCCAUCCAUGAAGGAAAUUUUAAGUUUCUGUGUAUGUCGUGUAAUAAUAUUGUUCUUACGUGUAAAUAUCAAGAAUAAUUAUUGUUUUAUUUAUCUAAAUCAGGUAUUUAGAUUCUUUACAAUACUGGUAGUUAAUUCUAAAACUAAAACUAGGUUUAAGUUAUAAAUAUGAGUAUUACAUGUACUAAUUUGAUGUCUUCAAAGGCUUGUUGACCUGACCAUGAGUUGAUACCCAAAUGAGAUAAGGUGGAUGUUGUGUACAUGUAAAUGUAAUUUCUAGUUUCAAUAACUGAUAUAGUUUCAAAUUUUACUUCAAUGAUUUGAUCCAUUCCUUAAACUGUCUUCACAGUGGAAAUUUAGUUUAAAAUAUUCAAAGUUCUUUAAGUUGUUGGAAUAAGACUUUACUCUUGAUCCAGCUGCUAUGGAAUUUGUAGGAUAAACAUAGGUUCAGUGCUGUGCUAUAGUUAACUCCUAAACAAACGUGAUUGAGCACACCCAAACCUCGUCAUUUACGUCUUCAGAUCAGACGGCUGUACCAUGUACACUGAACGUGUACCAAGCAUGCCUGAAUAUAAUGUAACUAAGAGUUCAGAGAUCGAUGAUACAUGUAUAGGCUAAGUUUGAAUGUUAACUGCCCGAAGUAGGUUUUACUUGUACAAUUUUGUAAAUAGUUCAAAUUAAUAUAAAAGUCUCAAAUAUGUAUAACUUGUUCAAAUACUAAGGAAAGUUUAUUAUCUGAUUAUGAAGGGUUUUAGUUUCUUGUUUAAGGAUGAGCUGCUUAUAUUCAACGAUGUACGGUACUUCAUUGUAUUUUACAGUUUAUUUCAAAAAAUAAAGUAUUUGCAGCAAA
Molecule: messenger RNA, 5646 nt
Organism: Lineus longissimus
Lineage: Eukaryota; Metazoa; Nemertea; Pilidiophora; Heteronemertea; Lineidae
Exons: 4
Coding region: 82-3180 (1032 amino acids)
Biological process (GO): double-strand break repair
Cellular component (GO): site of double-strand break; nucleus
Molecular function (GO): ubiquitin-protein transferase activity; nucleosome binding; metal ion binding
Source: RefSeq, a predicted model, not a curated record